UUUUGGGAUAAUUUUGUCAUCCUCUCGGCGCCAUUCAUUUCUCAAGAGCACAGAAAGUAUCAGAAAGAGAGGUCGAUCAUGGCGAUUUCGCUCAACUCUGUCGUGAGCUUGAAUUCAUCCCUGCAGGCAAACUACCAGCGUGCAUCAAAGGGAAUCUCUGUGCAGAAGGCUCUCCAGUUGGCUUGUCCCUCACAGAAGGUGUGGUUACGCAGGGAUGUAAAGGAGACAAAGUGGAGUUUCAAUCUCUUAGUUGCAAAUACCGAUCGUGUUGAGACUGAGAGCUUAAAUUCCUCUGUGGAGAAUCCUUCACCGUCUGAGUCUUCAAGAAUCGAGACUGAAGAUCAACCUAGUGCUCAAGCUGAUUCAGCUCCGGAAGGAUCUGAUGGUUCCAAUGGAUUACUAACUUCCAAAAACUUGAAAGAGGAUGCGUCUUCUGUAACUACAAAGCCAGCCUUGAAAAGGUCUCCAUUGACAGCUAGAGAAAAACUUAGGGCGGCUCGUGUUCUUAGCCGUUACAAUAAUGAAUCAAAAGCAGCCUCUAAACCAGAUAUGGGAAGCAAACUACUUGAGGUUUUACGUGAGUCUGAAAAGGGUAAAAAAGGCCUUCCAGAGGCACCUAAUAAUCUAUUUGAUGAUAGCAAAAGAGGGCUUCCAAAACCGGGCUGGACUUUCGAGCUUCCAGUAGGAUUUGACGUGUUUCUCAUUGCAUUUUCAUUUGUAUUUAUCAGCACAGUAAUGUUCGCCACAACAUACAUUGUGUGGAAAGUUGGUGCCAUACAUUUCAAUGAGUAUUAAGGGUGGUCUCACAGGUAUCCUCUUUCCUUCUCCAUUUUCUGGACAAGCAACCAAAUUUUUGGUAGCAGAAUUUAGGCACUAUCAAUGCUUUUCUUCCCAUCGCCAACUUUUGUGUCUUUACGAAGAAGUACUUGAAGGAGCCCCGAUUUUUAAGUCGGAAGAAGGCCUGGGUGGGGGUUUGGAGUAAGGAAGGGAUGGAGAUCGAGAUAGGCAAGACAUACAUCAGUGUACAAAAUGGAUCCAAAACUUAUUAGUCAAAAUAUUUUCAUUUCUUGAAUUCCUCUCUUUUCCUCUGUGUGAUAUGCAUAACGGAGUAUUUAUCUUUUUAACUCCAUUUUGAAGGAGUCGAAUGUUUAGCAAUACACUUGUUUGAUUUUCAGCU
Messenger RNA from Ipomoea nil (Japanese morning glory), 1177 nucleotides. RefSeq lists its product as uncharacterized. The record is from RefSeq and is a predicted model, not a curated record. The transcript is spliced from 2 exons. Bases 79 to 795 code for a protein of 238 amino acids. Gene Ontology annotation, cellular component: chloroplast thylakoid membrane. NCBI's taxonomy places the organism in Eukaryota, Viridiplantae, Streptophyta, Magnoliopsida, Solanales, Convolvulaceae.